AUGAUUCAAAACAAUGAUGAAGAUGAUCUUCUAGGAAUAGAAUGGGAACAGCAUGAGGGAGAAGAUGAAUAUCAAAAUGAUGAAAAUCAAGAGCAUAAUAAUGAUAUAGAUUUUGAAAUAGAAUAUGACAAUGAAGAUACUUCAGUGUCUUCAUCAUCUUUACCACUCUCUGGUAUAAGUACACCCAGCAAUAGUUUUGAUAGUGGUUUAUUCGAUUCAAAUAACAAUAACAAUAAUAAUAAUAAUAAUAAUAAUAAUAAUAAUAAUAAUAAUAAUAAUAACAAUGAGGAUGAUAAAUCAAUUGAUAUAUUUAUAGAAGUACCAGGUAAGAAAAAGAAGAAGAAAUCAGUACCACAAGAUCCACAGAUAAAGCUUGCAAAAUUAAAAGCUUUAAAUUUACAUAAAUCAGUAUUGUUAUCUUAUUUACUCAGUUUCAAAUGUUGUGUAAAUAGUUUAAAAGAUAUUAAACUUGAAUCAAUAGUUCUAUCAACCAUACCAUCUCAUUUCCUCAAUUUAUUCAAACAACAGAACAACAACAACAAUAAUAAUAAUAAUAAUGAUAAUGAAUAUGACAAUACACAAUUUAUCAAUAAUAUAAAUGAACUAUUGAAUUGGUAUCAUUCAAAUUUGAAAUUAGAUUUCAAUCAAAAGAUACCUUUACCUUCUAUUUUGAAACAAAUCGAUACAAAUAAUAAUAAUUAUAAUAUCAUUGAUGUUGAUUCUUUUGUAUUUAAGAAUAAUAAUAAUAACAAUAUAAAUAAGAGGAAACAAUCAAAGACUGUUGGAUUAACAAGAUAUCUCGUGGAACAGUUUAAAACAGGAGUGUUGUCACCUCACAACUUUUUACAUUUGUUUUAUGUUGUAUGUAGAUCACUUGGAAUCAGAGUUAGAUUGGUUUCAGUAUUAAAGACACCUUUAGCUACACCCGUUACAGCUGCCAAACAGAAAAAGUUAGAGAGUUCAAUUUGUCCAACAAAGAGAUCUUCAUCUCUACCCAACAUAUCAACUAAUAGUAGUAGCAGUAGCAGCAACAGUAGUAAUGGUAAAGAUGGUAAUGGUAAUAGCAGUAAUAGUAGUGGUAAAUCAACACCUACAAAGUCACCAAAAAGAAAGAGAAAUAAUAGUAAGAAGGUAGAGACUAGUGAUAGUGAAGGAGACACUGAAACUGACAGUGAUAGUGGUGAUACUGAUAGUGACAGCGACAGCGAUUUCAAAUCUACGAAAGUUAUACCUGUAACAAAGAGACAACAAGCAUUAGCUCUUAAGAGAUCAUCAACAGAGCCAAUUAGCAAAAAGAAUAACAAGAACAGCUUGAAUAAUAAUAGUGAAGAUGAGAGUGAAGAUGAAAGUGAUAGCGAUAGUGAUAACAAAAAGAAGAAGAAUAAGAAUGAUAAGAAGAAAACAAAAACAACAUCAACAACCAAGAAGAAACAACAAUCAAAAAAGAAUAAUAAUAGUAAGAGUAAUAGUAAAGUAAAGAAUGAGAAGAAGAAAGAAGAAGUCAUUGAGAAAGAGAAGGAUAAAGAGGAAGAGGAGUCAUCACCGAAAAAGAAGCUAAAAGUAGUCGAUGUUAAAAAGCAGGAGGAACUGGUCAUUAAAUUAGAUGAAACAGAUCAUAAUGUUGAAAUUUGGUGUGAAGUAAUGGAUAGUAAUAGUAACGAGUGGAUCACUGUCGAUGUACUAAAUAAAAGAGUGAACAAACCCGGAGUUUUGGAGCCUUUUAAUCAACCGUUUGCAUAUGUUAUUGGCUACAACGAUGAACAUAUCAAAGACUUGACAAACAAGUAUACCAACAAUAUCAUUGCAUCGGUUCUUAGGAGGUUGCCAGCUGGUCCACCAACACAGUGGUGGUUGAACAUCCUCGAACCGUUGAAUACCGACAUCGAUGACCUCGCCAACAAGAACGAAGACAACAAGAUCAUUGAAAUGGAAUCGAAAAUUCAGAAACCACAAAGUCUAUCGUCAUUCAAAUCACAUCCUCUAUUCAUGCUCGACAAGGAUAUACCGAAAUACAGCUCAUUGGAACCCGGUGCCAAACCCAUUGGAAAGUUUAAAGAACAUAGUAUUUAUCAUAAAGCACAUGUUAAGACUUUACAUGUAAUGGAUAAAUGGAUACAAAAUGGAAGAAUGGUGAAGCAUGGAGAACAACCAGUUAAAGUUGUCAAAGCAAAGAAGACUUCUUCACCUACAUCUCAUUUAUUUGGAGAGUGGCAAACUAAACCUUAUGAACCUGCUAUUAUUGUGGAUGGCAUCGUUCCUAUGAAUACGUUUGGAAAUGUCUAUAUGUUCAAGCCCGAUAUGAUACCGUUUGGCGGUGUACAUCUGAAGGAUAAGGGUUUGAUGAGAGUCGCCAGGAAGCUACAUAUAUCGGUUGGUCCUGCUAUUAUUGGUUGGGAGGUGACUGGUUGUCAUCGUCCACACCCUAUCAUCCAGGGUGUAGUAGUUGCCAAGGAGAAUUCAAAGCUGUUGAUCGAAGCUUGGAUAGAGGAUCACCGCAAUCGUGUAAAAGAGAAUGCCAAGAAGAUUCACAAUGAAACACUCGCUCGUUGGAAGAACUUUUACAAAGCAUUGCUAAUUAGAGAGUAUAUUCAGUCGACCUACGGUGGCAAAGAGGAGAUCGAGACAAACACCAACAAACUUGUACAGGCAUCCGAAGAGGUUGAAGAAAAAGAUGUGGAGAAGGCAAAGGUGAAUGAGAAAGAGAAGAAGAAGGCCGAUCGUAAUAAGGAGAGUGAAACAAAGUUAUUGAUGCUGGCAAAGACACUUUUCCAAAAGGAUGGAAAUACUAGUUAUAAUAUCAAUAAAGAUUUGGAUGAAGAAGAAGAAGAGGAGGAGGAAGACGGUGAAGGAACAAAGGUUAAUACUACUCCAAAGAAGAAAGGUGUAAAGAGACAAGCUAAAUCUACAACUACUUCACCAAAGUCGCUAAAGAAAAAGAGUACACCAGUUAAAUCGAAAAAGACAACUCCAAGAAAGACACCACCAAAGAAGAAGGCGAAGCAACCAAGUGAAUCUGAAGAUGAGUCAUUGGAAGAACAGGAAGAAGAAGUGAUACCAUCAGAUGACGACUUUAAACCCAUUGUAAGACCAAAGAGAAUCAUAAAGAAAUCAAUUGAUCUUGAUUUUAAAGAUGCUGAUUCCGAUGAAGACAUCGAAUCUGAAGAGGAAAAAGUGGAAUCAUCAGAUGACGACUAUGUUCCAACAAAGAGUAAAAGAAAACAAUCACCAAAAAAGAAACAAAAGAAAUAA
Heterostelium album PN500 is the source of this 3249-nucleotide messenger RNA. RefSeq names its product DNA repair protein Rad4 family protein (gene rad4). Gene Ontology annotation, molecular function: damaged DNA binding; single-stranded DNA binding. The record is from RefSeq and is a predicted model, not a curated record. Gene Ontology annotation, biological process: nucleotide-excision repair; mismatch repair. Lineage: Eukaryota; Evosea; Eumycetozoa; Acytosteliales; Acytosteliaceae. The coding region runs from base 1 to 3249 and encodes 1082 amino acids. Gene Ontology annotation, cellular component: XPC complex; nucleotide-excision repair factor 2 complex; nucleus. The transcript has 5 exons.